CUUGAGCAGCAGCAAGCGCUUUCCCUGCUCAAGCGCCCGCGACGUGCCAACAAGGGAUUCCUGGAAGAGAUGCUCAAAGGCAACCUGGAACGGGAGUGUCUAGAAGAGAAAUGUAGCUAUGAGGAAGCCUAUGAAGCCCUCGAGUCCACUGUUCGCACGGAUGAAUUCUGGAGGAAAUACAGGGAAUGUGAAUCCCAGAGGAAGCUCAGGACAGCUCUGGAUGAGUGUCUGGCAGGAAACUGUGUCUCAGGCAGUGGACAGAACUAUCAAGGGACAAUUUCUGUCACCAAGUCGGGGAUUGAAUGUCAGUUCUGGACAAGCAAAUUCCCUCACAGACCUGAGUUUAACAUCACCACCCAUCCGGAUGCCAAUCUCACCAAGAAUUACUGCAGGAACCCAGACAACAACCCAAAUGGCCCCUGGUGCUACACCCGAGACCCAGCAGUGCGAUGGGAAGAGUGUGCUGUUCCAGUGUGUGGUCAAGACAAGACCACAGUUCCAUUUAUUCCCCGGACUCCUCCACUGGACAGAACACAGGAGCCAUGUGAAAUGGACAAAGGGCUGUAUUACGAUGGGAAUCUCUCUGUCACUGUCUCUGGGGCCAAGUGUUUGCCAUGGGCCUCAGACAAGGCAAAGGAGCUGUCCCAUGGAAUUAUGUUUCUCCCAGAAGUGAAGCUGGUGGAGAAUUAUUGCCGGAAUCCUGAUGGGGAUGAUGAAGUGAGGUCUUUGGAUGAGAUGGACGACGUAAUAGCAGGGCGGACCAUUACCCAAGAGCACCAAACCUUCUUUGAUGUUACAACUUUUGGUUCAGGUGAAGCAGAUUGUGGCAUCCGUCCCCUGUUUGAGAAGAAAAAGAUUUCUGAUAAGAGUGAGCAGGAGCUGUUGGCAUCCUACAUUGGGGGCCGGAUUGUAAAGGGGGAAAAUGCAGAAGUUGGCAGUGCCCCUUGGCAGGUGAUGCUUUUCAGGAAGAGUCCACAGGAGUUGCUGUGUGGUGCCAGCCUCAUCAGCGACCGUUGGGUCCUUACUGCUGCCCACUGCCUCUUUUACCCACCCUGGGACAAGAACUUUACCACAGAUGACAUCUUGGUGCGGAUUGGGAAGCACCAUAGAACAAAGUAUGAGAGGAACAUAGAGAAAAUCGCCAUGCUGGAUAAAAUCAUCAUCCAUCCCAAGUACAACUGGAAAGAGAACCUGGACCGAGACAUUGCACUGAUGCUCCUGAAGAAACCCAUACUCUUCAGCGACCACAUCCACCCUGUGUGCCUGCCCACCAGGGAGCUGGUACAGAGCCUGAUGCUGACAGGAUUCAAAGGGCGGGUAUCUGGAUGGGGAAAUCUGUAUGAGACCUGGAGCUCUAGCACGGGUGCACUGCCCUCAGUUCUGCAACAGGUGAACCUCCCCAUAGUCAGCCAGGAUACCUGCAAGGCAUCCACUAACAUCAAACUCACUGACAACAUGUUCUGUGCAGGAUACAGUCCUGAAGACUCCAAGAGAGGGGAUGCUUGCGAGGGGGACAGUGGAGGCCCUUUUGUCAUGAAGAGCCCAGUAGAUAACCGCUGGUAUCAAGUGGGGAUCGUUUCAUGGGGAGAAGGCUGUGAUCGUGAUGGUAAAUACGGAUUUUAUACACAUGUAUUCCGCUUGAAGAAAUGGAUGCUAAAAACUAUCAACAAAUAUGGGCAAUAAAGAAUGCAUCUGUCACAUCUCAACUCUUACAGCUGCUUUAAUUUGUAGCACUAUGAACACUAAGGAACCUGAAGUAAAAUGGCUAGCAGUGUUCUCUGGCACCAUUGCCAAUAAAAUGGUUAUAGCAACAAUUGUGCCUGCUUUGUAUGUUGGCAGUGCUGAGAACAGGACUUGGUUCUAUCCAACUCUAAUCUGUAAUUAGUGCCCCAGCACCUGAGCACUAAUAAGAACAUGUGUAUUAAACAAGUCAGCUUGCCAAUCUUUGCCCCUGCAGAUAAGUCUAAAACUGGGAUAAUGCCUAAAGUUACAAACCAAGAGACCCUGAUCACGUGCUCUGUCAGUUGUAAAGCUUCUAGAUUGAGCCUACAGAGAAGGAAACACUAAACUGCUACAAUGGGGCAGUUAAAAUGCUACUAUAAAAAAACACCCUCAGCAAAAGGAAGGCAAGGGGCAACUGUCACCCCUUCCUUGCAGGGAUGAGUUGGUGAUCUUAUGAGUGGAAGACAUGGGAAUCCCCCUAAACAAAUACCUACAGUGUUUAUUUGAAGAUGAACACUUUGCUAGUUAGGUAUCUGGGGCUCGUGGCUACAGGAACCACAUACCGCCCAUCCCCAAAAUGGUCUGUUCUCUGACCAUCUUCGUGAGCUGACAAUGUAGUCAGCAUAACCGGUUAUGCUGCAAGGGAAAGGUUGCAUUUUUGAAAAGCAUUAGGUAGUAGGUUACUUAAUUUUUCUCAACUGCUGGGAUAUAAUUAAACCCAUCAGAACAAUUGCUGGAUGCUAGGCUCCCUUCCCACCCCCCACUACGUAAUCUAAAAGUCAUUCCUACAGCAGUAUUGCUCCCCCAGAUUCACUAGUGUGACACGGCUG
Messenger RNA from Gopherus evgoodei (Goodes thornscrub tortoise), 2552 nucleotides. It is a transcript of the gene F2, whose product is annotated as coagulation factor II, thrombin. The record is from RefSeq and is a predicted model, not a curated record. Gene Ontology annotation, cellular component: extracellular region. The coding region runs from base 70 to 1683 and encodes 537 amino acids. Gene Ontology annotation, molecular function: calcium ion binding; serine-type endopeptidase activity. Lineage: Eukaryota; Metazoa; Chordata; Testudines; Testudinidae. Gene Ontology annotation, biological process: platelet activation; blood coagulation; positive regulation of blood coagulation. The transcript has 13 exons.